GGCCGCCGCUGCCGCCGCCAUGCAGGCGCAGCCGCUCGGCUACGAGUUCUUCAGCGAGGAGAACGCGCCCAAGUGGCGGGGGCUCCUGGUGCCCGCCCUCAAGAAGGUUCAGGUGCAAGUCCAUCCUAAACUUUCCUCUACUGAAGAUGCUUUACAGUAUGUCGAGGAGUUAAUUCUCCAGUUGUUAAAUAUGUUGUGUCAAGCCCAGCCAAGAAGUUUUCUGGAUGUAGAGGAUCGUGUUCAAAAAAGCUUUCCCCAUCCUAUUGAUAAAUGGGCAAUAGCUGAUGCCCAAUCUGCUAUUGAGAAGAGAAAACGAAGAAAUCCAUUAUCUCUCCCAGUAGAAAAAAUUCAUCCUUUAUUAAAGGAAGUUCUAGGCUACAAAAUUGACCACCAAGUAUCUGUUUACAUAGUGGCAGUAUUAGAAUACAUUUCUGCAGACAUCUUAAAAUUGGUUGGGAAUUAUGUGCGGAAUAUAAGGCAUUAUGAGAUUACAAAACAAGAUAUUAAAGUGGCAAUGUGUGCUGAUAAGGUGUUGAUGGAUAUGUUCCAUCAAGAUGUAGAAGAUUUAAGUGCACUGACUUUAUCUGAUGAGGAACCCUCCACCUCAGGGGAGCAAACCUAUUAUGACCUAGUGAAGUCAUUUAUGGCAGAAGUUCGACAGUAUAUAAGGGAACUAAACCUCAUUAUCAGAGUUUUUAGAGAGCCAUAUGCCUCCAACUCCAAAUUAUUUUCAUCUCAUGAUGUGGAAAAUAUAUUUAGUCGUAUAUCAGACAUUCAUGAACUUAGUGUAAAAUUAUUGGGCCAUAUAGAAGACACUGUUGAAAUGACAGAUGAAGGUAGUCCUCAUCCAUUAGUGGGCAGCUGUUUUGAAGACAUGGCGGAGGAGCUAGCAUUUGAUCCAUAUGAAUCAUAUGCACAAGAUAUUUUGCGACCUGGUUUUCAUGAUCAUUUUCUAAGCCAAUUGUCAAAGCCAGGAGCAGCGUUUUAUUUACAGUCAAUAGGUGAAGGCUUUAAAGAAGCUGUUCAGUAUGUUCUACCCCGGCUGCUACUUGCCCCUGUUUACCACUGUCUUCAUUAUUUUGAACUGCUAAAACAAUUAGAAGAAAAGAGUGAGGAUGAAGAGGAUAAAGAGUGCUUAAAGCAAGCAAUAACUGCCCUACUGAAUCUUCAAAGUAGUAUGGAAAGGAUAUGCUCCAAAAGUCUUGCAAAACGAAGGCUUAGUGAAUCUGCAUGCCGCUUCUAUACUCAGCAGAUGAAGGGGAAACAGCUAGCAAUUAAGAAAAUGAAUGAAAUCCAGAAAAAUAUUGAUGGUUGGGAGGGGAAGGAUAUUGGACAAUGCUGUAACGAGUUCAUCAUGGAAGGAACGCUCACACGCGUAGGAGCAAAGCAUGAGAGACACAUAUUUCUGUUUGAUGGCUUGAUGAUUUGCUGUAAGUCAAAUCAUGGCCAGCCAAGACUUCCUGGUGCUAGCAAUGCAGAAUAUCGUCUAAAAGAAAAGUUCUUUAUGCGGAAGGUACAAAUCAACGAUAAAGACGACACUAAUGAGUACAGACAUGCUUUUGAAAUAAUCUUAAAAGAUGAGAACAGUGUUAUUUUUGCUGCUAAAUCGGCUGAGGAGAAAAACAACUGGAUGGCAGCAUUGAUAUCUUUGCAAUACAGAAGCACGCUGGAAAGAAUGUUGGAUGUGACAAUGUUACAGGAAGAAAAAGAGGAGCAGAUGAGAUUUCCAAAUCCUGAGCUGUAUAGGUUUGCGGAACCAGACUCUGAAGAGAAUAUUGUGUUUGAAGAAAACAUGCAGCCCAAGUCUGGAAUCCCUAUCAUCAAGGCUGGAACUGUUGUCAAGCUCAUUGAGAGGCUGACUUACCAUAUGUAUGCAGACCCUAACUUUGUUCGGACUUUUCUAACGACAUAUAGAUCCUUCUGUAAACCACAAGAGUUGCUGAGUCUGCUGAUAGAAAGAUUUGAAAUUCCAGAGCCUGAGCCAACAGAAGCUGAUCGUAUCGCUAUGGAGAAUGGAGACCAGCCUCUUAGUGCUGAGUUAAAAAGAUUUAGGAAAGAGUACAUACAGCCUGUGCAACUACGAGUAUUAAAUGUGUGUCGACACUGGGUAGAACACCACUUCUAUGACUUUGAAAGAGAUGCUGAUCUUCUGCAACGUUUGGAGGAAUUUAUUGGAACAGUAAGAGGCAAAGCAAUGAAGAAAUGGGUUGAAUCAAUCACAAAGAUAAUCAACCGUAAAAAGCAGGCACAAGCCAUUGGGCCAAGUCACAACAUUACUUUUGAAAGCCCACCUCCGGCGAUUGAGUGGCACAUAAGCAAACCAGGACACACAGAGACUUUUGACUUGCUCACUUUGCAUCCAAUAGAAAUUGCUCGGCAGCUCACUUUGCUUGAGUCAGAUUUUUACAGAGCUGUGCAGCCAUCUGAACUAGUUGGAAGUGUAUGGACAAAGGAAGAUAAAGAAAUUAAUUCUCCUAACCUUCUCAAAAUGAUAAGACAUACAACUAACCUCACUUUGUGGUUUGAAAAGUGCAUUGUAGAAACAGAAAACCUAGAGGAAAGAGUAAUUGUUGUGAGCCGGAUAAUUGAGAUCCUGCAAGUUUUUCAAGAGCUAAACAACUUCAAUGGUGUCCUUGAGAUUGUCAGUGCUAUGAACUCUGCAGCAGUAUAUAGGUUGGAUCACACAUUUGAGCAAAUUCCAAGUCGCCAGAAGAAGAUUUUAGAAGAAGCUUACGAACUAAGUGAGGAUCACUAUAAGAAAUACUUGGCAAAACUCAGGUCCAUUAAUCCUCCUUGUGUGCCUUUUUUUGGAAUUUACUUAACUAACAUUUUGAAAACAGAAGAAGGCAACCCUGAAUUUCUAAAGCGACAUGGGAAGGAACUUAUAAACUUCAGCAAGAGAAGAAAGGUAGCUGAAAUAACAGGAGAGAUCCAGCAGUAUCAGAACCAGCCAUAUUGUUUAAGAGUAGAAUUUGACAUCAGAAGAUUUUUUGAAAACUUGAAUCCAAUGGGAAACAGCACGGAGACAGAAUUUACAGAUUAUUUGUUCAACAAGUCACUAGAAAUAGAGCCACGAAAUGUCAAGCCUCCACCAAGAUUUCCCAAAAAGUACAGCUAUCCUCUCAAGUCCCCAGGUGUUCGUCCCUCUAAUCCAAGGCCAGGUACCAUGCGACACCCUACACCGCUGCAACAGGAGCCAAGGAAAAUUAGUUAUAGCCGCAUCCCAGAGAGUGAAACUGAAACUACAGCAUCUGCACCAAACUCUCCACGAACACCCUUGACCCCACCCCCUGCUUCUGCUACUUCUAGUACUACAGAUGCCUGCAGUGUGUUUGACUCGGAUCCUUCAAGUCCUUUUCAUGCAAGAUCUGCUUCCGUAUCAUCCAUAAACUUUACCAAAAGUUCAGAUGAAGCUCCUAUUCCCCCUCCAGUUCCUCCACGAAGAAGACCAGAGUCUGCCCCAGCUGAAUCCUCCCCAUCAAAAAUUACUUCCGCACACCUUGACAGCCCACCAGCAAUCCCUCCUAGACAACCAACCUCUAAAGUGUAUUCGCCAAGGUACUCAGUGCCUGACCGGACCUGCAUCUCUGACCCCCCUGAAAGCCCUCCUGUGUUACCACCACGAGAACCUGUGCGAACUCCAGAUGUUUUCUCUAGCUCACCACUACACCUCCAGCCUCCACCGUUGGGGAGGAAGAGUGAACUUGGUAACACCUUUUUCCCAAAUAGUCCCUCUCCGUUUACUCCCCCUCCCCCUCAGACACCUUCUCCACAUGUAGCACGGAGGCAUCUUCCAUCACCACCUUUGAUACCACAAGACGUGGACCUCCAUUCUGUUGCUGGACCACCCGUUCCUCCACGACAAAGCACUUCUCAACAUAUCCCAAAGCUUCCUCCAAAAACUUACAAAAGGGAGCACACACACCCAUCGAUGCAUCGAGACGGACCGCCUUUGCUGGAGAAUGCCCACUCCUCCUGAACUGUCCCUUGCGCUGGGAGUCAUAGUUUCCUGGUGCUACGUCUGUUGCUGGCAAUGGAUGCACUGAACCUGGUGGUGCCAAGGAGUUGGGACAUGUAAGCCAAACACUAAAAACUCUCCAAUAGAUUGGAAAUGCAGUGUACAGAAAUGGAAGUGCAAAAGCAGACAAUAUAGUGGAAAAACCGGUUAACUUGCUGUUCCUCUUUUUGUAUGCAGGACAUUGUUCUAAAGUAAUCGGGCAACUGAUUGUACCAGAAAACAGAAUUGAGGGACUACUUUGGCCAAUGUGCAUAGACUGUGUUUGUGUAAUGAGCUCUAAUAUCCAGUACAGGAGGGAAAACAGUCUGGUAUCCAUCAGUUCCGUACAGUGGCACAGUUUUUGGAAUGGAAACAUUAUGCACUUUUUUUAAAUCUCAAACAGGGAACUUUAUAUCCUUCUUAUUUUUCCUUUGCUUUACUCCCUGCUUUAAAAUACUUUCCUAAAUUUAUGAGAAGGACUGUGAGGAAGAUCUGUGGUACCUAACCGAGUUAGAAUUAAAGCAUAGCACUGUAUUGCGGUCCUGUUUACAAGUUGUUACAAUGAGUAGUAGGGGGUACCUAGGCUUCACCAAAGAGGUACUUUAUUUUUUUUUUCCUGAAAUAUUAUGGUGCCAGUUCAAAAUAAAUUUUUGCCGGGAAGCAUAAUGUCUAAUUAUUACUUUCUUUAGAUAGAGCAGAUGAAAGUCUUACAUCAUUAAGAUGACAGCAAAAUUAAAAAAAAAAAAAAAAAGCAGCACUAUCACCUGAAGUAAAUAUACUACUACAUUUAGAAGACUGUUAAUCUCUGCUAGGUUAUGUCACGUUCUUUUUAAGGUUUACUGAUAAUCCAUUUCAUGGCUAGUAGCUAUUCUUCUUCAGUCGUGCCAUGAAAACAGUCACUUGUGAAAAGGAGCGCUCACUGGCCAACUUCCAUAGCUAUUGUCAUGUUUUACUAACAAUAGGUUAAUCAGCAUACAUAGAAUUGCCUUGCAGUUGCAGAAAUCAUGUGUAUAUAGUGAAUGUUGCAUAAAUAUACUUGCAGAUUGUUUUUAAUUUAAUUGAAAUAAAGAUACAGAUAUGUUUGGCUGACAUAUGUUAAAUUAUUACAUGGACAAAUGUACAAUUCAGUUUUUCAGUUAAAACACUGAAGGGGAUAAAAGCACAUGUUGUGGUACGUAUUUUUCCUAGUUCAGCAUAUGUAUUUUAGUUAUAAGAGUCUAAAGCCAAGUCAGUUUGGGCAUGUGUAACAAAGUAAUAAUUUAGUAAUAAUUGAGAAGCUGGGUUACUCCCGAAGUGAAUUAUUGUAUGUUAUAAAACUUCUCAGACCUCAUGUAUGCCAUUUGUUAGAGAAACUCAAACUUAACAUUAAUCUUUACAGUAGCCUUUUUGUGUCUGAAGUACACAUGACAGAACACGUACUGGCAUCAGUUUCAUGACAUGGAUUAUCCAUAAACCUGUGUACUGCUCUUUGACUGUAGCCAAUACUGUGACAAAUAAUGCAUGCCAGUUAUUGAAGAAAAGAAGCUCUAUAACCUCCAGUAUGUUUGUCAAGCAUGAAGUAUCUCAUCUUCAGUUAAUAAGGCUCAUGGGUCAAAGUAAAAUUCUAUCACAUUUCCUCUUUGGAAGAAGAAUAAUUUCAGCAUCUUGGAAAGCUGUGCUAUUAGAGAUGGGGUUGGUAGAAUGAUGAUGGAAAUUGCCUUUUCUAAUACUUUCUGCAAUGCCAUUGGUCGACGCACCCUGGUCCUUUAGUGUGGUCUUUACAUUUCAGAAAGCGUUCAGAUUUCAUCAACAUAAACAGCAGCUUUCAUCCUAGCCAAAUGGUGAGAAUUUGUCAGUUGUAUGCCUUCUUUAAUAUCUUUAACUACUUUAUUUUGAAAUGUUCUUCUGGCAAAGGAAGAAAAAAUUAAGAUCUCUAAAUCUCAGUUUCAGAAGAGAACAUUCAUCGUGGGAACUUUGUAAAAACUCUCAGCUACAGGAAGCAGAGUUUAGAUUAUCAGUGCUUUGGAUGUUAACCCUACAAUGGGCAUACUGUUGGCAAUGUCAUAGAAAUUAUUAUGUUAGCUUGUCAGUGGAUUACCAGAGAAAGCUCCUCAAAUGUAGACUCUCUGAUCUUUAGCUCUGGUUCUGUGCUAAUUUGUAGUCAAGGCAAGCAAGGCGGAAGGAAUGAUCCAGAGGUUACAUUGCCUGACUAGGAACUUGUGUUCAUUCUCUUAAUCCACAAAUUUCGUAAGGAUUGAAGUUCUUUACUGGUGGGGUACUCAGGCGAUAAAUGAUAAUGAUUGCUGUGCAAGAGCCUAGCUCAAACUUCCUUUAGCAUCCAGCAGAGUGAGUCCAGUCAUAUACAGUGCCCAAGUCAUGGGGCUGACUCAGCUGCAAAACAGGAAAGAGAGAGUGAGAAUCGAACAUGUUGCAUUUAGGAUAGGAGUUUUGAGCACAACUGCUAAGACACUGGUUUGUCUUAUGAUAGCUUUAUUUAUGUUAGUAAUUAUUCAGUCUGCAAUAACUUUUCUUUUGGACCACGUUUGCAUUAGUGACAAUACUUUUGCAUGGAAAAUUCAUACAGAAAAUGAAUCACUUCUAUGAUUCUGUCUGGCUCCGUGUUGAAAGACCCUGGAUGAUCUGGUGUGGCCUGAGAGGAUAAAGUGGCCUGGAUCAAUGACACACAGUUAUGUGGAGGCUGACAGCUAGCUGGGUGAAUUGCUAUAAUAGUCUAGAGUGUCUUCUGUGGCUAAAAGUGAGCCGAGAUGAUUGCAAAGUACUUCCGAUACAGGUAUCCUUAUGUGGGCAGGAGUAGAAAAUGAAGUGCUUACGUGGUUACAGAGGUCAGGAGAACUCUACAGGUGCAAUACUUUCACAUUUUUUGCUGUGUCACGUCAAGGUUUCUACUUCAGUGCAGCAGUGUAGCAUAAUCUGGGUUGGUUUGUUUUUUUUCCACAGGGGAUGUCAUAGUUGCAUGUUAUCUUAGAAAAGUCCCGUAGGUGUUUGGGAACUGCUAAUAUUGCAAGCCAGGCACAGUCUGGCUGUAGUCUAGCCUACAGGAUGACCACUCAGUUACCUUACGAGCUGAUGACCCAAGUUGCAUGUUGUUGUCGUGGCAUUCAGCAGCCCAGGCAAAGUUUUCUUGUCGCUGUUUGUUUAGGAAGACCAUUAUUCUACUUUGGGAUCCGUACUGGGGAAUCAUUUGAGCGCUCCAUCCUCAAGAAGCCAUCUCUGGCAUAAGCUAGUCUGCUUCCCUAAUGUGCCUUGGUUAAGCUGGAGAGGAAGAGGUCUGUCUCAGCUGCAGUGUAUUUAUGCUAGCGCACUGGAUUUAGAUCUUUCAGGAUUUAGAUUAGUAUUUCUGGAUGUUUAGUUAACUAGUUUUCCUUUUAUACGUAUCUUAAAUUAGAUUUUCUUUCUCUGUUCAGUUGGGCUGUAUUCAACCUCAGCGAUGUCACUGUUGCAGGUGGUAGGUUAUUGUGCUUCUGGGAGAGGGUUUUACUUUGUUACAUACAGGGAAGUUUUCUUCUGAGCCUGAAGAGGUGCUUGAACAAAUCUGCAUCACAGCAGGCUGUGUGGCAAAGCCAGUGCAUUAUAAGCAUAUAAGCAUCAGUUCUCAUCUCUGUGGCUGUUGUCUCAGUCUAGUAUAGCAAUUUACAGAGGCAGCCUCUCUUACUGGUAUUUCUAGCAGUGCUGCAAUUAAACUCAACUAGAAAGAGCCCAUCGUUCAUAAAAGAUUUUCUUGGAGUUAUAAAAGAAAAUGUUUAAAAUUAAAAAUGUUAAACAAAAUAUUCAUUAAUGCUUUGCUGCUGUGAGCAGUGCAUUUGGCUGAGGUAUAUAAAAGUCCCUCCUUGGCUUUCUCCUGAAUGCUGAUGCCUUUUUCGGUCAGCAAGGAGGGCCUUGUUCAAAAAGACUUACUUUUUUUUUCUUUAAGAUGUUAUAAAAAAGAUGGCAGCUUCUUAUGGGCCUCCCCUGCCCCUAAAUAUCCUUUUUAGUUGUAGAAUUGUCAUUUCAAAACCUAGAUGAUACAGCUGAAAUCUUUUUUGCUUCUAUUUGUCAGGGAAAGGAACAUGUGGCCCAAUAGAGCUGUAAAGCCGAAUACACUUUUAACUUAGUUUGUAAAUUUCAUGCCUUAUUUUCCAUUAAGAAAAACACCUUUAAGUGCAUUUUUCUGCCAACUGUGAGCAAAUUUCCCUUUUGCCUUUAAUGAAAAAUAGUGCAUUAAGUGGCCAACUACUGCAGCAUUAUAAUGCAAGCAAAGUAAUGGGCAAGUCACUUUUUUGACUUCUAGCAAGCAAUUGUGAAAUCAUGUUCUAGUGGCUGAAAGGUUGAAAGGGAAAAAAAAUUAAAAAUGUGCCAGAUGCAUGACAAUUGUAGUAGCUGCCAAAUGUGCCUUUUAUCGAAGAACAUCUGUAACUUUUUUAAAAAGAAAGGUAGACUAUCUGGGUCGCAUGGUAUUGGAAUUGUUUUGGACAAAUUUGAUUGAAUCUACUUGGGAAUGAGCUUUUUUCUGUUUGUGAAAUGAGCAAAUUUUAGGUUCCAAUAAUUUUGUUCCAGUAUAUGUGUACAUUUGCCUUUGUUUAAUGGCAUGAUUAUUUGCCAAAAUGAGUAAAUGUUAAAAGCUAUGUCAGUCCAGUUGUAAAAAGAAGAAAGAGAAAAGUGGUAAACAUUACCUGGCACAUCUUAUGACCUGUGUACCUAACUGUCUGUAGGUGAUCUUUGUAUGCCGUGUCUGCAGUGGUAUUUGGAUUGCAUUUAAGUGAAAAUAGUGGCUGUUAUCUUUUGGCAUUAAAAGAUAUGUUCUAAAAAUAAAAAAUGCCUUACAUAUCCCGGAAGUGUACACUUUUGAAUAUGUAAGAUACAAUGGAAGUCUUGCUAGUCUGAGGCUGCCUGCCUUAAGUUUAAUACUGUGUGCUUUGUGUUAAGGACACUUGUGAGUCUGCUACAGAUGUAGGUAUUGCUCAGAAUAGUAAAAUGUUAAAAUAUGCAGUAGCUUCUGAACAGCAGAACCAUAUGGAGUAGAAGACAAGUGAGCAAGAUGUAUAUGUACAGUGGGAGAGACAAAGAGGCUUCCUGACAAUGAUAGAAUUUUUUUAACUGUGUUGUUCUCUGCCGCAGGAUUGUUCAUUGUAGGUGUUAGUCUAGCUCUGCAGCUUUCUGUUAUAAUUUACCGCAUCAAAGGCUCUCCAGUUCGUGCGUAAAAUACUGUCUCUUGAUUUUACUGUAUGAAUCUGUUAGGUAGUUUGUUUCGUAUAAGAGCCCACAUCUUGUCUCUAUGUUGAAUCAGAUCACAGUAAAUAAAGGGACAUUAUGUUUCAUAA
Molecule: messenger RNA, 9294 nt
Organism: Rhea pennata
Lineage: Eukaryota; Metazoa; Chordata; Aves; Rheiformes; Rheidae
Gene: SOS1
Product: SOS Ras/Rac guanine nucleotide exchange factor 1
Exons: 22
Coding region: 20-3979 (1319 amino acids)
Biological process (GO): Ras protein signal transduction; positive regulation of GTPase activity
Cellular component (GO): plasma membrane
Molecular function (GO): guanyl-nucleotide exchange factor activity; protein heterodimerization activity
Source: RefSeq, a predicted model, not a curated record